Molecule: messenger RNA, 1236 nt
Organism: Gregarina niphandrodes
Lineage: Eukaryota; Apicomplexa; Conoidasida; Eugregarinorida; Gregarinidae
Product: putative arginine N-methyltransferase
Exons: 2
Coding region: 1-1236 (411 amino acids)
Biological process (GO): peptidyl-arginine methylation
Molecular function (GO): protein-arginine N-methyltransferase activity
Source: RefSeq, a predicted model, not a curated record
AUGAAAGACGAUGAGUACGCGGCAUCAUAUGGGAACCUGGCAGUGCACAAGACAAUGUUGACGGAUAGGCCGCGCAUGGAAGCUUACUUCAAGUCAAUUAUCUUCAACAAGGAGUAUUUCGAUGACUCGGUCGUGAUGGAUAUCGGCACGGGAACCGGUUUACUGGCAAUGUGGGUGGGUAUGUAUACAGAGGCACGUCGCGUGAUAGCGGUAGAGCAGAACCGGGAGUUGGCGGACCUGGCUUCGAAGUUGGUGGCGCGUAAUGGACUGGCCGACCGUGUGGAGGUGAAGCACUGCAAAGUGGAGGACUUCCGCGAGGUGGAAGACCACAGUGUGGAUAUUAUCUUAUCGGAGUGGAUGGGUCACUACUUGCUUCAUGAAGGGUUCCUUGAUUCGGUUGUGUACGCGCGAAACAAAUUCCUGAGGAAAGGUCCUAAAGUGCGAAACCCUAACCUCGAGAUAUGGAGGAGCAAGAACUGUCAGGGACUCUUGUUUCCGUCGGAAGCAACUAUCUAUGGCUCGGUCACUUAUUUGUCGCCUCUCGAGGCUGACGGAGGGUGGGAUGAGUCUCUUUUCUUCGGGCUUGACCUGGCUCCAUUGGCCACUGCCAGAAACAUGGUUGAUGCAGAGAGCGGGACGAUGUGUAUAUCGCAGAUGGGUGAACCGCAGAUACGAUACCUUAGUCGAAGGCCAGACAACGAAGUCGUGGUUGCCAAGCUCGACAUGGCUUCUAUUGAAUGCAGUUCAUUGAACGAUCUCAGUUGCCAAAGGACGGUCACCUUCACUCGGGAAGCUCCAGCCAACUGUUUCGCCCUCUCCUUUACCUGUACGUUCCCCUCCAAGCCAACCGCUGAGUCCAAGUCAGCCUCUGAUGUCAAGGGACACACCACUCGAGAGACAGCCACCGCUCGAGAGACAACCACCGCUCGAGAGACAGCCACCGCUCGAGAGACAACCACAACUGGAAAAGCCACUACGUCGCGCCCGUCGUUGUUGACGCGCAGUGGGGUUGUGAGUGAUGCCCACAUCAUCUUGGACACGCGGCCGGGAAUGCCCAAGACACACUGGAUGCAGACCCUAAUCAUGUUCGAUACUCUCCCAGUCCACCCAUGUCUGCAACUCGUCUUUAAUGUUCAGCUUAUGAGAGAAAAAAAAACCGAUCGGUCAUAUGUUGUUGGCUUCGAAGUCACGGACGUUCUGGAAGCCAACGCUGAAGUAAUACAAGAGGCCUGCUAG